Acaulospora colombiana is the source of this 3177-nucleotide messenger RNA. Lineage: Eukaryota; Fungi; Glomeromycota; Glomeromycetes; Diversisporales; Acaulosporaceae. The record is from the annotation of a GenBank genome assembly.
AUGUCGCAGUUAGCUCUUGUAUCUAAUGCAUUUCUUGAAGAUGGUGCUGCCAAAUUUCGCUCAAAACCCGUCCCGUGGGAGGGCUAUCAACGAGCUGGGCUGAUAACGAGCGACGAGCUCACUCUUAUCAAGCGCGUAGAUAGACAACCACGCGGAAAGAUAGAGUCUAUUCUCGUGACGGAUGGUCCACAAUAUGCUCUGCUCUACCUCACUCUCCUCAAAAAGAUUGAACGCGUAGAUACCAUGCAGAACAUAUUGGUCUCAAUCGGAGAUGUCCUUGCAGACUCUUCAAAGAUUGACCCAGAACUCCCUUAUACGCCAUUUCUCAAGUAUGAAUCCCUUAUCGUCACCACCCUGAUGAGGCGAGUGAGCUCUCUUUCCUUCACUGAUACAUACUUAUGCGACUUCAGUGCCGAACCUGGAGUUCUCAAGCCAUUCCAGUAUUCUCCACUCCUACACACCAUCUCCGGCCUCAUGAAAGGUUCUUCGCCGAGUGGUAUCGAUGUAGCGGUCAAGUCUCUGGAAGCACUAUUGCCACGAGCCGAGAUUCGAAAGACGGUUUGGACAAUGCCCGAAACUAUCAAGGGGGAUAAACCAGAUCCUCAAAUGACAUACCAGCUCUACAGACAAUAUGAUAUCAUCCCGCUAUUGACCGAGGCUGCUCAGUCUGCAGUCAAAGAAAAGAACCUCGUAUCGAAAGCUCCAGAAAGUAACUUACCUGCAAUGUUGGUGGUCAAACUACUGCCUUUUGUCAAAAAUCUUUCGACGAGGAAAUGGACGGACGAUGACAUUGUCGAAGACAUUCAGUAUCUGAGGGAUGAACUGGCAGAAAACUUUAGAAGUCUAACGACUUAUGACGAAUACACUUCCGAGCUGGCUUCAGGACAUUUGUCCUGGUCUCCAGUUCAUACUUCUGAUGAGUUCUGGAGAGAGAACGCCGUAAGACUGAACGAGAAAGACUAUCAGCAACUAAAGUGGGCCCCAAACGCCAUCAAGAUAUUUACAACUGACCAAAUCAUCAGGGUCCUCGUCGAACUCCUCAAAACCUCCAAUGAUCCAGUUAUUCUUGCGGUAGCCACUCAUGAUAUCGGUCAAUAUGUCAAAUUUUAUGAUCGAGGGAAAAAGUUGACAAGGGUAAUGGAACUCAUGAGCCAUGAGAAUACUGACGUUCGAUAUCAAGCCCUGAUCACCGUCCAACGCUUGGACCUUUCGACCAUGCCAGUGCAGACACGGGCCAAGGGAAAGCAAGCCGAUCCAAAGCCACAACCUCAGCCUCAGCCCGAGGUCAAAAUAACAUACCAAGUACCGGAUGUACAGUCACUAAAAAGCUAUGGCGAGAAUGAUCAAGAGGCGUUGAAGGCCGUUGCAACUGAACAGUUGGAAGCCUUGAUGAAUGCGUCGGGGAUUUUGAGAGAUGACCCAAAACCAGCAGCCAAACCGACCAAGGGAAAGGGAAAGCAGAGCGCACCUCCUGAAGAAGAAGAAAAGGAAUGGUUAGGAGGUUGGGACUUCUUCUUCGUUGGAAAGAAGAACAUAAAGCGAACCAUAUCAAAGCGGAUCAAGCCACAACUAGACUACAUUGAACGAAUGAAGAAAGCGUGGCGUCCGGACCCUCCGAAUAAGAUGGAAAUGCCCGAAGAUUGGUUUCAAGAAGAGGUCACGAUCGUGUUAUCAAACAAUAGACCCUGGGACAUGGACAAAUACGACAGAGAGAAGGUCAAUAGAACUAGGAUGGCCUUCUACACCGAGCCAAUUGGCGAGCAUCUACAUCGAGUUUCCACCAAGGACCUGAUUCGACGCCAUUUGUCUACACGUUUAUCUCAGUCGAUACUCCCAGAUUUCUGCCUAACAUUUCGACCAACGAGACCAGAUGGGAUCCCUGAAGGCGGUCGGAUAGAGAUCUAUCCCUGCCUCGAAAGGUUCUUGGAUAUAGUCAAUCUUCCCAUGGGCGAACACAACCUGGAGCUUUGUGCCCUCAAUGCGUUCACAAAUAUUCCUCUGUGUUGGCUUCUGAUGUACGUGACGUCUCGCUUUACUCGUUCAACGACUCAUCUGAAUUACAGUAAUCCCAAGCAACGUUUUCUAGAACCUUUGGCAUACGAACAGCCAGGUUUAAGAAUAGAGUUCGCUCUUGUUCACAAUACAGUUAGACCAUUCGUGAAGGAGGAAGUGGAGGCCGCUCGAGAGAUGCCUAUCUCCUAUACUCAUCCUGCAGUGCUAUUGGCGAUGAAAGGUCCUACCCAAUGGCCCGAUUUUUUGCGGAAAUGGGACCAAUCACCCCAUUUCGAGGAUCCACAAUGGAAAGCGAUGACUUAUGAGGAGCAGCUACAGUAUUGCAUAGAAGACUUGGCAUGUGCCGUUUUACCUUCCCUCGACACUCUUGUGACGACCUGGUUCCUACGAGUUGAACAAAAAGUCACGCCGCAAAGAACCCAAAAGUCGUAUCCAAUCUGGCCACCGCCGGGAGAAGAUUCGGACGUUUCGAAAUUUGCUCCCGACUCUGAUGAUGAGGAGCCAUCGCCCAAGCACCUCGAGUGGAAGAAGCUCCCGGCAUGGGCGUGGAUCCCGGGCAUUUUGUAUGAUUGGAACAAAUGCUAUCUAGUCGCUCAUAUCCCAGUCUUGCCAGACGAUUUGACAUCUGAAACGCCAGUCGAGUACGUUUCAUACGUAUUUGAUGAGCUCGAAAUGUCUCAUCCCACCUCUGGGGACGAAGACGACCGACCCUGUCUUCUCGAGCGUGUUCGGUUGGGUCUGGCUUGGAUGGCGCUGGCGAAGCACGCCUUCAAGGUCUCUUCUCUUUGGGAGAAUGUGAUACAGCCGCUGGAGAUCAUGAGGUACGAAGAAAUUGCGGGUCUUCGGGAGAACAAGUAUGGCUUUGUAGAGAAGCCACCAAGUGGAAUCCGACAGCCAAUUCGAUUUGUGAAUUUCGAAGAAGACGGGUACUAUAAUCCAUAUAUCGUUAGGGAUGCUUCGGAGUUGUCUAUCAUGGCUUAUCAGAAGGCCAGCAUGGAUGAUGUCUUCCGCCUGGAUCCCGAAGAUGAAAAGAAAAGAGACAAGAAAUUGGAACAAGCUGUCGCGGAUCUAAAAAGGCAAGUGACACCGUAUAUAGAAAAGUGGCUUGCCAAUUUGGAAGAUCCUGCCUUCGAAUUUUGGAUCAGGUCAAGUUCAUCAAGAUAG